Molecule: messenger RNA, 1525 nt
Organism: Synchiropus splendidus (mandarinfish)
Lineage: Eukaryota; Metazoa; Chordata; Actinopteri; Syngnathiformes; Callionymidae
Gene: commd10
Product: COMM domain containing 10
Exons: 7
Coding region: 81-677 (198 amino acids)
Source: RefSeq, a predicted model, not a curated record
CUCGUGACAGAACCAGGAAGACAUAGCAAGUGAUGCUGCCGCAUAUCUGACUACGAUAUUGAGACUUUGUUGAUUACAAAAUGUGUUCAGUAAUAAAGGAGACGCAAAGCAUAAAAGAAGCAGUGGUCAUCAUCAACGGGAUUGAUGUUAACAAAUACUCAAGAUUAAUCUCACGCAUCAUACAGAAGCUGCAUCUGAAGGGGGAGCGAGCAUUCAGUGAGGAAGAAGAGCAGAAACUUCAGACUGCUCUUUCAUUGGAUAAACAAGCACUCAACUUGGUUCUGGAAACCUCUGCUUUUAUUUUAGAGCAGGCAGUAUAUCAAAAUGUGAAACCGGCAUCUCUUCAGCAACAACUUGAAUCAGUUCACCUGAACCCAGACAAGGCUGAGGUGUUCGCACAGACCUGGGCCACAUCUGGUCCGGAGCUGGUGGAGCGACUAAAGCAAAACAUAUUUGCCCCAAAGAAGCUGGAGUAUGUUGGCUGGCAGUUGAACCUGCAGAUGGCGCAGUCAAGUCAAGCCCGGCUGAAGUCUCCCAGUGCUGUUCUUCAACUGGGGCUCCGCAAAGAAGACUCUGAGGUACAGGAGAACGUCUUUGUGGAGUUCACCCACCCGGAGCUGCUCGACUUCUACAACAAGCUUGAGAUUGUACAAGGCCAAUUGGAUUCUCUCACCUGAUGAUGCCUUUUUCCUGACACACGUCUCCCAGACUCAGUUUGUGUUUGCUUUUCAUUUGAAAGUCAUUCAAAAGGUUUUCUCCUUUCCCAAACUAUGUCAUUCAGGAGUUUGGUCCGUACAAGUGAGUUACGCCCGACACAAAUGUCAAACCUCUCAAGUAUGUAGUGUGUUUCCACACAUUAACCAUGAAAACAAAAUCGGCACGUCAUGAGUUCAUUCAGUGUUUUGAUAAAGUGAAAAUGCAAUUAGCUUUUUGUGAGUCUAUUGUGAUGCAACCUGUUUCAGGUGAUGCUGUGUUCAGGUUGCCAUGGUUUCAUGGUUACAGCAGCCUUUGAAAAGUUGGAGAUUCUGUUUGUAAAUCCAUUGUCUAUUAUGGUAUUUUUCAGCAUGAUAAAUUGACAAAAAAAUGACAAAAUUUUCAGUUUUACUAGGCACCAAGUUUUGCAUUUCAUUGCAUCACUCUGUAUGUUUCUGCAUUUGUGUUUGAUAUGCUCAGACUUUAUUAUACUCACACAAAACAACACUGCAUGGAGCUGAUGAAUCCUUCUAGCUCGCCUUUUUUUUUUCUACAGUCUGUAUUUUUACUCCGAUAAUAUGAUAAUACAACAAACAAAACAUAAUUGUACUUCUCUUUUUUCAAUGUUUCAAAACAUAUUGAAUGACUGAACUCCCUGUUAACUACUAAAUAAAGGCUUUUGUACUUUGGAUUUGUGUAAUGUUUUGUUUUUGUUAAUUAAACAAAAGCUGCAGUAUACAUUUAUAGUUCCAUAUUGGUCUUGCAACUAACUUGACAUUUAUCAGGUGAUGUUGACUCAGACUCAGUUUGUGAAAAAAAACUCUUGAGAUGU